AUGGCUGGCAGAAUGCUAAAAUUCAUAAGGGGGAAGGGUCAACAGCCCUCUGCUGAACGACAGAAGCUUCAAAAUGAACUGUUUGCUUUUCGAAAGACAGUGCAACACGGCUUUCCACACAGAGCUUCCGCCCUCGCGUGGGACCCUAUCCUUCGACUUGCGGCUCUGGGCACAGCAACCGGAGCCCUCAAGGUCUACGGCCGACCAGGCGUAGAACUGUACGGGCAGCACACCAAUCCCGAUUCCGCGGUUACACAAAUUCAUUUUAUACCUGGCACCGGCCGUCUUGUAUCACUUUGCGACGACAACAGUCUACACUUAUGGGAGAUAAACGAGAAAUCAUUGGUGGAGCUCAAAUCACACACAUUUGAAGGCAAAAACAAGAAGAUAUCUUCUCUAUGCGUGGAGUCCACUGGCAAGAACCUGCUGAUGGGCACCGAAGGCGGCAAUAUAUACAGCCUGGACCUAAACACAAUCACAGUACACGAAGAUGUUAUAUAUCAGGAUGUGGUUAUGCAAAACUGUCCAGAAGACUUCAAAGUGAAUCCGGGAGCUGUUGAAGCGAUAUGCGAACACCCAAAAGUGCCCACGCGGUUACUCAUUGGUUACAAUCGUGGCUUAGUGAUCCUCUGGGACCGGGUGGCUGCCUCGCCCACACACACCUUCGUAUCUAAUCAGCAGUUGGAGAGCCUGUGUUGGAAUGACGACGGCGAGCAUUUCACAUCGUCCCACAACGACGGAUCAUAUGUUACUUGGGAAGUGGCAGGAGCUUCAAGCGAUCGACCAUUAAAAGAGCCAAUUACACCAUAUGGCCCCUACCCCUGCAAGGCCAUCUCUAAAAUUCUCAUCAGAACUAGUAUCGAUAAUGACGAGAUUAUUAUUUAUGCUGGUGGCAUGCCCCGAGCGUCAUACUCGGACAAAUAUACUGUCACAGUACAACAAGGAGAAAAACAUGUCGCCUUUGACUUUACAAGUCGAGUAAUCGACUUUUUCACAACGACCCCAGUACCGCCAGAUGGCGUUCCCGUGCAAGAAGAGCGCCCCGAGACACCGGCACAGCUCUCCGCACAAACCGUCAAUCAAGUUGCUGCGGCUCUGGUGGUGCUAGCUGAGGAGGAGCUUGUCGUUAUAGACUUAUGCGACUCCCGCUGGCGGCCGCUGCGCCUCCCGUAUUUAGUAUCUGUGCACGCGUCGGCCGUCACCACGGCGCAGCUCGUCGACAACGUCGCCGCCAACGUGUACGACAACAUCGUGGCCGCCGGGCAGCAGCAAACGGAGAAUGUAUACUCGGAGAGUGCUUGGCCUAUCUCGGGCGGGGAGGUGACCAGCGCCGAGACGGAGGCGAGCGAGCGCCAGUUGCUGCUGACGGGACACGAAGACGGCUCCAUUCGGUUCUGGGACGUGAGCGGAGUAGCCAUGACGCCUCUCUACAAGUACACCACAGCACAACUCUUUAGCGGUGAAGAGAUAGGCGAGAACAACGACAGUCAGAACGAUGAGGAAGAAUGGCCCCCAUUUAAACGCGUCGGUACAUUUGAUCCGUACAGUGAUGAUCCAAGACUGGCCGUUAAACGGGUUAUCCUUUGUCCCUUAUCGGGUAUGCUCACUAUUGGCGGCGCGGCUGGACACAUUGUGAUUGCCAGCUUGAAGACUUCUCCGAGCACUGCAGAGGUUAAAUCAAUGUCGGUGAACAUAGUUUCUGAUCGCGAUGGGUUCGUCUGGAAGGGACACGACCAACUGACGCUUCGCGCCGGCACUCACAAUUUCCCCCAAGGAUAUCAGGCGACGGCGGUGGCGCAGCUGUCGCCGCCGGCCGCGGUGACGGCGCUGGGCGCGCAGUGGGAGUGGGGCGUAGUGUGCGCCGGCACCGCGCACGGCCUGGCGCUGCUGGACGCGCUGGCCGCCGCGCCGCUGCUGCACCGCUGCACGCUCAACCCGCACGAUCAUUCUGGUGCCGGAGAUACUCCAAUAUCUAGACGAAAAUCAUUUAAAAAGUCACUGCGAGAAUCGUUUCGACGGCUAAGGAAAGGCAGAUCACAACGACGUCAAAACACCUCUGCGAGUCCUACAUCACAGUCGCAACCAGCGGCGAAGAAGCCAGGCGAUAAAAUUGUUGAGACAGACGCUGAGAUCAAACCUGUGGAGCGUGCCGUUGAGGCCCGAUCUAAUGACGACGCAUUCGGUUCUAUGGUGCGCUGCUUAUAUUUUGCGAGGACAUUCCUUAUUAGCACACAAAACUCAACGCCGACACUGUGGGCGGGCACAAAUAAUGGUACGGUCUACGCGUUCACGAUAAACGUGCCAAAUACUAACAAACGGAAAGAAGAACCCGUAACAUGUCAACUAGCGAAAGAGAUACAGCUGAAACACCGAGCACCAGUCAUCGGUAUCACAGUCUUAGACGGAGCUUCAGUACCGCUGCCAGAUCCUUUAGAGAAGAUCACCCAGUUAAAGGGUUUCUGGAGACGAACAAAAGUGGCUGCAAAGAAAUCUGCGGCACAACAUAGAAGAGCUUUGCAAGCUACUGGUGGUGGACAAAGGCCAACAUCGCCAGGUGAUGAUCACCUAAAGAUAGUGGAACUCUGCCCAACAGAUUUUGUUAUAGAAGAAAAUCUUUAUGACAGCGAUGCGGUCCCACAACACGUUGAAGUUAUAGUUCUUGGAGGAACUGAAGAGCAAAACAACACAUUGUAUGAUAUAGACGAGGAUGAAAUUCUACCAGCAGAGGAACCAGCUGAACAGCAAAUGAUUACAGUGGCAAAUGUGCAUAGCGAAGAGAUUGAUAUCAAGAUGCCUGAAUACAGCAGAAAAACACAAAUGAUGUUUCCUCCAAAGGUGGACAAGAAACAAAUUAGAGAAAAGAAAACAAAUAAGUUGGCUGGCAAGGAAGCUUUAUUAAGAAGCAAUAUAGAAUUUAAGGAACGGGCUUCAGCAAUGUUGGAAGAAGAACAUAAAUUAAAAAUAAAAUUUCAAGAACAAGAAAUAGCUCAUCAGCAGUUGCGGCAUAAACUGGAAAUUGAAAUAUUAAUAUUAGAAAGAGACAAAAAGAAAUUGGAAUUAGAAUUGUUAAAAAAAAAAAACUAG
This is a messenger RNA of Parnassius apollo (apollo), 3084 nucleotides long. NCBI's taxonomy places the organism in Eukaryota, Metazoa, Arthropoda, Insecta, Lepidoptera, Papilionidae. The record is from the annotation of a GenBank genome assembly.